This is a messenger RNA of Diatraea saccharalis (sugarcane borer), 1382 nucleotides long. Lineage: Eukaryota; Metazoa; Arthropoda; Insecta; Lepidoptera; Crambidae. The record is from the annotation of a GenBank genome assembly.
AUAUCUAAUCGUAACGUCGGAUGAUGUAUAUAGUUAUAUUUUUAGGUUAUCUUAAAAUAUAACUAUAUACCUUUAUUGUAUUCUCGUAAACAGUCUACUGUAUAAAGUUACAGAUUUGACAUGUUGAAAGUUAUAUUUUGGUUAAAAUAAAAACUCGGUGAUAAUGUUCUGUAAUUAUUAAUACCAAGUAUUUAAUCAAAGAUUAAUGAUUCAUAAACCUACGGAUGAUGAGGUGCCUCCCUAACAGCUGAAAAAAAAAAUAAUGCAGUCGCUAGGUUUAAUACCAAGGUUCUCCAAGUUAGCACUUAAUAAUGAAAAGGAAUUGAUUUUGAAAGUGCCAUGGGGUAAAUUGACAGCUUUGUGCUGGGGCGAGCCUUCAGACCCGCCUGUAUUUCUAUGCCAAGGUCGCCUGGAUUCUUGCUCAUCUUUCCGUCCCCUGGUACAGCGUCUGCCUUCUCAAUACUUUUACGUGAGCGUCGAUCUACCUGGUAACGGUAAAUCAGACCAUUAUCCAAGAAGCGGUGCACUCCAUGUGAUCGACUUCGUGCCCCCUAUUGAGAAGAUUAUAGACCAUUUCAAAUGGAAUAAAUUCACUUGGGUUGGGCAUUCGCUGGGUGCAGCAAUUGGGAAAGUUCUGAAUCAACUCCAACCGGGUCAAAUUACUCGAAUGGUCGAUGUGGAUCCUGAGCCAGCAUACUUACCCAGAUUGAAUGAUCUGUCCUUUUGGUACAAGGACUACUGUUCAGUGAAAUUUUGCGGUGCCGAUGAUCACUACAAGCUGAAACUUGGACCAGAGACCGCGCCUAAGUAUACAUAUGAGGAUGUUCGCAAUAAAAUGAUGAAAGCUAGAGGGGCAAGUGAACAUAUAGUUGAGCAUGUAUUGGAACGAUGUUUAGAGCAAACUGACGAUGGGUUAUACAGGUUAACGUUUGACCAGCGUUUUAAAUUCCUGUUGCUCCCUACAUUUCUAUACGAUAGCCUCCAUGAAUUCUAUACAUCACCUAAAACACCGACUCUGGGUAUUUUUGCAACAGAAAGCAUUGCAAGAAACUGUUAUAAAGCGUUUCCGUUCGCUUUGGAUGAUAAAGCUUGGAGACACGGAAAUUAUAGACAUAUCGUGUUGGAAGGAGGUCAUGAUCUUCACCUGCAGAAACCUGAAGACCUGGCUGAGCACAUUGCAACAUUUUUGAAAGAUAAUCCUGAAAAAAUUGUAGCCAAAUAAAACGAAAUUUAACGUUAUUCUAUUGUCACCAUUUAUCAUGUAUACUUUGACAUAAUAAAUACUCUUUUGUUGAUAGAAUUAAAACAAAGUUUGUCAGGAUUAAAACUAAAUAUAGUCUAGUUUGUGCCAAUAGGAUUACCACCAUUGUUGUAAUUAGCGC